Molecule: messenger RNA, 1260 nt
Organism: Raphanus sativus (radish)
Lineage: Eukaryota; Viridiplantae; Streptophyta; Magnoliopsida; Brassicales; Brassicaceae
Product: probable peroxidase 61
Exons: 4
Coding region: 82-1107 (341 amino acids)
Biological process (GO): response to oxidative stress; hydrogen peroxide catabolic process
Cellular component (GO): plant-type cell wall; plasmodesma
Molecular function (GO): heme binding; peroxidase activity
Source: RefSeq, a predicted model, not a curated record
CAAAUAACAAGAAUCUACUUUAAUCAAAAAAAAACAAGAGUUUUUGUGGUGGAAGAUUGUUUUUCAUUUUCAUAAUUUGAAAUGACGCAGUUUGCACUAUUUUUCCCACUAUUGACCCUCGUAGUUAUAAGCUUAGCCGGAACGGCGAAGGUAGAGGCUGCGACGGGAUUGAACCCACCGGUGAAGCUGGUUUGGCAUUAUUACAAAGUUACUAACACUUGUGAUGAUGCAGAAACUUAUAUUAGAUACCAAGUUGAAAAGCUUUAUAAGAAUGAUAGUAGCAUUGCUCCCAAGCUACUUCGUCUCCUCUAUUCAGAUUGUAUGGUUAAUGGAUGCGAUGCUUCUGUUCUUUUGCAAGGGCCAAACUCAGAGAGGACGGCUCCACAGAAUCGAGGACUUGGAGGUUUUGUGGUAAUCGAUAAGAUAAAACAAGUUCUUGAAUCACGUUGUCCUGGUGUCGUUUCUUGCGCUGAUAUACUCAACCUUGCCACUAGAGAUGCUGUUCACAUGGCCGGAGCACCGUCUUAUCCUGUAUUCACAGGAAGAAGAGACGGUGGGGCGUUAAAUGCAGACGCCGUCGAUCUACCGUCACCGUCCAUAUCAGUGGAGGAGUCAUUGGCAUAUUUCAAGUCGAAAGGUCUUGACGUUUUGGACAUGACUACUCUUCUAGGAGCGCACUCGAUGGGGAAGACACAUUGCAGCCACAUAGUGAACAGGCUAUACAACUUCAAAAACACAGGAAAACCAGAUCCUACCAUGAACACAACAUUGGUGUCAGAACUUCGAUACCUUUGUCCUCCAAGAACACAAAAGGGCCAAACUGACCCACUUGUUUACCUAAACCCAGACUCAGGAUCGAGCAACAGAUUCAGCAACUCCUAUUAUUCUCGUGUCUUGUCUCAUAACGCUGUCUUGGGCGUGGACCAACAGUUGAUCUACAACGAUGACUCGAUGGAGAUCACGCAGGAGUUUGAUGCAGGUUUGGAAGAUUUCAGAAAGUCUUUUGCGUUGGCAAUGUCGAGGAUGGGAUCCAUCAAUGUGUUGACCGGAAAAGCUGGAGAGAUUCGCCGGGAUUGCAGAAUUACCAACGCUAACUACGGGGCUUAAAUAUAUUUAUAUAUCGUAUUUUAUGUGGUAUACUAUAAUCUAAAUAUUUUGAUAAAUUUAUCAUCGAUAAGGAUGGUGACCAAAUAACAGAGAUCCAAUUAUUUAAUUCAUCCCUUGUAAUAAUAUCAUUUUUGAAACUUCCGCUUGUAAUAA